CUCUCUCCACAAAAUACCUGAAUCGCAUCGCAGUUCAAAAUCCAGGGUUUGAAAAUGUCGGGAAGAGGAAAGGGGGGCAAGGGUUUGGGGAAAGGCGGAGCCAAGCGCCAUAGGAAGGUGCUCCGCGACAACAUCCAGGGCAUCACGAAGCCGGCGAUUCGCCGCCUCGCUCGCCGUGGCGGCGUCAAGCGGAUCAGCGGCCUCAUCUACGAGGAGACCCGCGGCGUGCUCAAGAUAUUUCUGGAGAACGUCAUCCGUGACGCUGUGACCUACACGGAGCACGCUCGCCGGAAAACGGUGACGGCGAUGGAUGUCGUCUAUGCCUUGAAGAGGCAGGGCCGCACGCUCUACGGUUUCGGAGGCUGAAUGUCUUUUCAAUUUCUUGUUGCUAGUGUUACUUUGAUCUCGAAUUUGAAUUGGAUGUAGUCAUGUAGUAAUUGGUAAAAGCUCGGAGGAUUUUUGGUUCAAUUCACAAUUUACAUGACAACUAUAUUUAGCUA
Salvia splendens (bonfire salvia) is the source of this 500-nucleotide messenger RNA. Its product is annotated as histone H4. The record is from RefSeq and is a predicted model, not a curated record. NCBI's taxonomy places the organism in Eukaryota, Viridiplantae, Streptophyta, Magnoliopsida, Lamiales, Lamiaceae. Gene Ontology annotation, molecular function: protein heterodimerization activity; structural constituent of chromatin; DNA binding. The transcript has a single exon. Gene Ontology annotation, cellular component: nucleosome. Bases 55 to 366 code for a protein of 103 amino acids.